GUAUUUUGGCCAUCGGGACUCCCCCCCCCAUUCAUUUGCAAAAAAGAUACCGUUUCUUAAAGGCGCAGUGGGCGGAGAGUAACAUUUCUGUGCAAACUUGGUUUGAGCAUUUUCCAUGUUAACUUAAAGGCUUCAGUAUUAGUAAAUAGCAGAGAUAUUGAGAUCACUGUUUAGUUGUCCAAAUAGGAAAUGGCAAAUAGGAUUUUCCGGGCUGUGGUGCUGGGUCCUCCGGGCUCGGGAAAGGGAACCAUCUCGGCGAGAAUCGCGCAGAGCUUCGGCCUCCAACAUCUGUCCAGCGGCGAUUUCGUGCGGGAGAACAUUUCUGCGAGCACCGAGGCUGGUAUUUUGGCAAAAACCUACAUUGACAAGGACCUGUUGGUCCCAGACUGUGUCAUGACAUGUCUGCUGCUACCCCGACUGGAGCAGAUGACAAGACACAGCUGGGUCCUGGAUGGCUUCCCUCGGACGCUGGCCCAGGCCUCCGCCCUGAAUGACACAUGCUCCCUGGAUAUGGUCAUCAGCCUCAACAUUCCGUUAGAAACACUAAAGGAACGGUUGAGGCACCGGUGGAUACACCCGGCCAGCGGGAGGGUGUAUAACAUGGAGUUCAACCCCCCUGAAGUCCAAGGUAUGGAUGACAUCAGCGGAGAGCCGUUGGUCCAGCGUGACGAGGACAAGCCUGAGGCACUGGUGGCAAGACUGAGGCACUAUAAAGACAUCGCCAAGCCAGUCAUAGAUUUAUACAGGUCCAAAGGAAUCCUGCACUCCUUCUCAGGGACAGAGACGAACAAGAUCUGGCCUUACAUCAACUCCCUGAUCACGGCCAAGAUUCCUGAGGUGCAGGCCUCUUCACAGCCAGGAACAGUGAUGGGCUGCGGUGAAGACCGUGGGAUCGAAUCUGCUCAGUACAACACGGAAAGGCCCCAAGUGUAAAACUCACCAUGUGUCAGGACAGGCAGAAGCAGAAAACCUAAUAAACAGUCAUUUAGUCCUUUAUUGUGAAAUUCACUGAACAAUGACUUAGUACAUUACAUUUAACAGUGUGUAACAAUAGCAUAUUAUGCAAGAAAAUAUCAGUGAGCUCUAAAACUAUUACUCAACCAAAAAGGUGUUCUGUAAUACCCUAUUUAUCGUGCAUUACAAUCAAUGUUUUAUGCAAUUUUUAAAUUUAAAAAUAACUGAAAUACAAGGUUAUAAGUUAGCGUUUAUGUUAAAAAUCUUCCAGAAUUGGACUAGGAGAUAGUUAGGUAUUAAACAAUUCCAUUACUGCUUUUUGCAUGUUGGUUAAGAAUGAGCAGCUGUCCUGGAAAGAUGUUGCUGUUUCUAUAAAUAAGCGUGUAAGUGAAAUUAUGUGCCCAGAGUAAGUUCUGGUGGGGUAAACACUGAAAUACGGUUCUGAUGCUGUUUCUGUGUAAAAUGAAGAUGGAAAUUUUUCUCCUGUUUGAUGUCCUUACAUGUUCAUUGUUCUUGCAAUUUUUUCUCCUCUGACCUUCAAUGUUGCUGAUUUUUUUUGGGAAAAAAAAAAUGUUUUCGCUUGAAAAGUUUGAAGCUAUUUUGCACCUUUGAUGCGCUUAAAGAAUUUCAUAAACAACUUUCUAAAAGUAAAGAUGUUUAAACUUUUGAGGACCUUGAUGAAGGUGGAAUUUGUCCACUGGUUGCAGUGUUGCUUGCGAAUGUCUUUAUAUUUAGCCAAAAUUAAACUACAUUUCAAGGAGA
Molecule: messenger RNA, 1716 nt
Organism: Brienomyrus brachyistius
Lineage: Eukaryota; Metazoa; Chordata; Actinopteri; Osteoglossiformes; Mormyridae
Gene: ak4
Product: adenylate kinase 4
Exons: 6
Coding region: 190-933 (247 amino acids)
Biological process (GO): nucleobase-containing compound metabolic process
Cellular component (GO): cytoplasm; mitochondrion
Molecular function (GO): nucleoside diphosphate kinase activity; ATP binding; AMP kinase activity
Source: RefSeq, a predicted model, not a curated record